This is a messenger RNA of Trematosphaeria pertusa, 1687 nucleotides long. Its product is annotated as O-methyltransferase. Gene Ontology annotation, molecular function: O-methyltransferase activity. The record is from RefSeq and is a predicted model, not a curated record. Bases 125 to 1339 code for a protein of 404 amino acids. The transcript is spliced from 4 exons. NCBI's taxonomy places the organism in Eukaryota, Fungi, Ascomycota, Dothideomycetes, Pleosporales, Trematosphaeriaceae.
GGUGGGGCUAGACUCUUACGCCCGGCUUCAUGGACAGCGUGUCCUGCCCUUUCAGCGUGAUGCAUACCGUGCCGGAUCCGCCCUCUUUUGCUGCACCGCUUUCUCCCGCCACUUCUCGUGUGAAAUGGCCGCAUAUCCGCCGACGCUGGAGGCCCUGACCCUCCUCGACAGCAUCGCCAAACUCAGCGAUGGAUUGAAGAAUGGAGAGCAGGGCGCGAGAGAGGGCCUUUUGGGCGCCUGCUCCAAGCUCAUCUCGGAGCUCAGUCACCCCACUGAGACUAUGCUGAUGCUGCUCUGGGCACAGCCCUCGCACCACACCAUUCUCCGCAUGGCCGUGGAGAUCCGGCUCUUCCAGGCAAUGUCUGGUAUCGGCGCGGAGGGACAAAGGACAGCGGACAUUGCGGCAAAAUGUGCACACCAGGCGGAUCCUAUACUCGUCGGCCGCAUGCUUCGGCACCUCGCCGCCAUGGACACCGUCCGCGAAACUGGUCCCGACACCUUCGCUCCCACCGCGCUCUCGAACGCCUUCGCCGAGCCGGCAUAUCAAGACAGCAUUCUGUAUAUCUUCGAAGACUUCCAGCCAGUCCACCAAGCGACACCAUCCUUCUUCCACAAGCAUGGCUUCAAAUCGCCCGAUUCCGGCGUCGACGGGCCAUUCCAGCACACAUUUAACUGCAAGGGUGACCACUACUUCGAAUACUUCCCGAAGCACAACCCGGAAAUGGGACGGCGCUUUGCGAGCAUGAUGGAGGCGUGGAGUAAGGGGCGGCCGCGAUGGUUCCAGGAAGAAUACUACCCAGUGAGACAACGGCUGAUAGACGGCGCGGAUAAGGGCAGCGAGGCGUUUCUCGUCGACGUUGGGGGAGGCACCGGUCACGACAUUGAGGGCUUAUUGCAAGCGUUCGGGGCGGAGAUACCGGGCAAGCUAGUGCUCCAGGAGAGGCCAGAAAUCAUCGAGAUUGCGCAGGUUAGCCCGGAGGUUCAGACCAUGGCGCAUGAUUUCUUAACAGAACAGCCGGUCAAGGGCGCUCGCGCGUACUAUUUCCACUCCAUCAUCCAAGACUGGACCGACCCGGUCAACACGCAGAUCCUCAAGUCGAUAGUCCCCGCAAUGAAGAAGGGCUACUCGAAGAUCCUCGUCAACGACUUCGUAGUCCCGAAUCAAGGAGCGCACUGGGCGCAAACCUGCAUGGACUGGGAGCUCAUGGAAAGUCUCGGCGCCCGCCACCGCACAGUAGCGGAGCACACGGCGUUGUACGAGGGCGCCGGGCUAAAGGUGGUGGGCAUCUGGCGCCAUCCGCAGAGCGUCGAUUCCCUGAUCGAGCUCGAGCUGACCUGAAGACGCAUCGUGUGCCACGGCACAUCUUUAGCGCAAUGUCCUCCUUUCUGCAUACAUGGCGUAUAUACCCCUAGGUCUGCACGAUUCUCCACUUUCGACUGAAUUUCUUGCUUGGUUGCCUUCUAGGGAGUUAGUAUAAUGAUGCAGCGUCACGCUUUUGUAAAUCCUGCGUUGCGUUGACCCGAUCGCGCGGUUCUUGCGAUGCCUUGCUUUGAGGGGUUCUCGUGACUUUUGUUGUGGAGUCCGACUGCGCAAGCUGAGCAUAUAUACUCUCAGCUCCCCAGUACUCUUUCUGCAUUCUCUCCACUCCACACCGCAUUGCUCAGCGCUGCGGCAGCUAAAACCAAC